UGUGUCUCCGCAGGCUGCUGGGCGGUGACGGGGCCCGGCACCGUCCGAGGAGUCCUGGGGGGGUCCCUCUCGGUGACCUGCACGUACCGGGCCGGCCACGAGAGGAAACCGAAAUUCUGGUGCAUACCGGGAAGAGUUCACACCUGUGAUGCUGACAUCGUCAUCACCUCGGAGUGGCGGCCCGAGGUGCGGCGGGGCCGGUUCUCCAUCCGGGACGAUCGCGCACGGCAGGAAUUCACAGUGACAGUGGAGGGGCUGACCAUGGGGGACGCGGGCAUGUUCCGCUGCGGGGUGCGAACGGGCAUAUUCCAGUUGGAUGAGAGUGAUGAUGUGAUGGUGAUUGUGUUCCCAGCCCUCUCCGGAGCAGCUGUAGAGAUGGACUGGACUCGCAGUGUGUCACAUACAGGAGCCGAUACCUUGAACUACGCGGACAUUAACCACCGUGCAAGCACAGCUGAGAGCCAGUUGUAUAGCAACGCCGAGGCUGUCCGCUGCUUGGCAAACACCACGACCGAAUACACGGAGCUCAAGGCG
Leptosomus discolor (cuckoo roller) is the source of this 534-nucleotide messenger RNA. The record is from RefSeq and is a predicted model, not a curated record. NCBI's taxonomy places the organism in Eukaryota, Metazoa, Chordata, Aves, Leptosomiformes, Leptosomidae.